AAUUCUCCCGCUGGGUCCACUGAGAACCCAGCGCCUGGCGUGCGACCGGAAACAGGACGGGGGCGGGCCUUCCUGCCGGAAGUUGUCGUCCCGCAGUUGUUUCGGUCGGCAGUCUAGCUGGUAGGAGUAGUGCCGGCCAAGGAACUGCAGCGAGGGUUGGACCUUCCAAGGCAGUUUAGAGCUGGCGACUGAGCUGCUGUGGUGCAGUCAGGUCAUGAGCCCGACCACGCACUGGGGAGAGUGGUUCCUGAAUCUGUGGGUGCCCCCCGCCGGGGUAUUUGGUGUGGCCUUCCUUGCCCGAGUGGCCCUGGUUUUCUAUGGGCUCUUCCAGGACCGGACCCUGCUCGUGAGGUAUACAGACAUCGACUACCAGGUCUUCACCGACGCCGCGCGUUUCGUCACGGAAGGGCGCUCCCCUUACCUGAGGGCGACGUACCGUUACACUCCGCUGCUGGGGUGGCUCCUCACGCCCAACAUCUAUCUCAAUGAGCUCUUUGGAAAGUUUCUCUUCGUCAGCUUCGACCUCCUCACCGCCUUCCUCUUAUACCGGCUACUGCUUCUUAAGGGGCUGGGUCUCCGCCAGGCUUGCGGUUACUGUGUCUUUUGGCUUCUUAACCCCCUACCUAUGGCCGUGUCCAGCCGAGGCAAUGCGGACUCAAUCGUCUCCUCCCUGGUGCUUAUGACCCUGUACCUAAUAGAAAAAAGGCUUGUCGCGUGUGCCGCUGUAUUCUAUGGUUUCGCAGUGCAUUUGAAGAUGUAUCCGGUGACCUAUAUCCUUCCCAUAGCACUCCACUUGCUUCCGGAACGCGACAGUGACGAAGGCCUCCGUCAAUCCCGGUAUUCUUCCCAGGCUCGUCUGUAUGAAUUCCUGAAGAGGCUGUGUAAUCGGGCUGUGCUGCUCUUCGUAGCCGUUGCUGGACUCACGUUUUUUGCCCUGAGCUUCGGUUUUUACUACAAAUAUGGUUGGGAGUUUUUGGAGCACACCUACCUGUAUCACCUGACCAGGCGGGAUAUCCGUCACAACUUCUCUCCAUACUUCUACAUGCUGUAUUUGACCGCAGAGAGCAAGUGGAGUUUUUCCCUGGGAAUUGCCGCAUUCCUGCCACAAUUCAUCUUGCUUUCAGCAGUGUCUUUCGCUUAUUACAGAGACCUUGCCUUUUGUUGUUUUCUUCAUACGUCUAUUUUUGUGACAUUUAACAAAGUGUGCACUUCCCAGUACUUUCUUUGGUACCUCUGCCUCCUGCCCCUUGUGAUGCCACUAGUGAGAAUGCCUUGGAGAAGAGCUGUGGUUCUCCUGACGUUGUGGUUCAUAGGGCAGGCCUUAUGGCUGGCUCCUGCUUAUGUUCUUGAGUUUCAAGGAAAGAACACCUUUCUGUUUAUCUGGUUAGCUGGUUUGUUCUUCCUCCUUAUCAACUGUUCCAUCCUCAUUCAAAUCAUUUCCCAUUACAAGGAGGAACCCCUGACAGACAGAACCAAAUAUGACUGAUAGAUGCUCCAGUUCUUCUGCAACUUCCAUUCUGAUUGUUCUGAAUGGACCAAAGAGAGCUUUGGA
Balaenoptera musculus (blue whale) is the source of this 1552-nucleotide messenger RNA. It is a transcript of the gene PIGM, whose product is annotated as phosphatidylinositol glycan anchor biosynthesis class M. Lineage: Eukaryota; Metazoa; Chordata; Mammalia; Artiodactyla; Balaenopteridae. Gene Ontology annotation, biological process: GPI anchor biosynthetic process. The record is from RefSeq and is a predicted model, not a curated record. The coding region runs from base 215 to 1486 and encodes 423 amino acids. The transcript has a single exon. Gene Ontology annotation, molecular function: alpha-1,4-mannosyltransferase activity; GPI mannosyltransferase activity. Gene Ontology annotation, cellular component: glycosylphosphatidylinositol-mannosyltransferase I complex; membrane.